Rattus rattus (black rat) is the source of this 8537-nucleotide messenger RNA. RefSeq names its product A-kinase anchoring protein 13 (gene Akap13). The coding region runs from base 174 to 8537 and encodes 2787 amino acids. Lineage: Eukaryota; Metazoa; Chordata; Mammalia; Rodentia; Muridae. The transcript has 37 exons. Gene Ontology annotation, molecular function: guanyl-nucleotide exchange factor activity; MAP kinase scaffold activity. The record is from RefSeq and is a predicted model, not a curated record. Gene Ontology annotation, biological process: regulation of Rho protein signal transduction; positive regulation of canonical NF-kappaB signal transduction; adrenergic receptor signaling pathway. Gene Ontology annotation, cellular component: membrane; actin cytoskeleton.
UGCUGCUGCUAAGCGCUUGGGAUCGGUCGAGACCGCGGUGCUUGCUCCUUGCUCCAGCCGUCACCGCCGCCGUCGAGGGAGCGGCCGCCUAUUGUCCUUCUCCGCCGCCAAGGCGCGGAGCUGCUCCGGCUCGGCCCGCGGGGGAGCCCGGGGAGCCGCACGUGUCCUGGGUCAUGAAACUUAGUCCACAACAAGCUCCAUUAUAUGGCGAUUGUGUUGUUACAGUCCUGCUUGCUGAAGAGGACAAAGUUGAAGAUGAUGCUAUUUUUUACUUGAUAUUUUCUGGCUCUACCCUCUAUCACUGCACAAGUACCCGGAAAGUCAGUUCUGAUACGUUGGAGACAAUUGCUCCUGGUCAUGACUGCUGUGAGACGGUGAAGGUGCUGCUCUGUGCUUCCAAAGAGGGCCUUCCUGUGUUUGUAGUCGCUGAAGAAGACUUCCGUUUUGUCCAGGAUGAGGCAUAUGAUGCAGCUCAGUUCCUGGCAACCAGUGCUGGAAAUCAGCAGGCCCUGAACUUCACACGGUUCCUUGAUCGAUCAGGACCCCCUUCUGGAGAUGUGAACUCUCUGGAUGAGAAGGUCGCACUGGCAUUCAGACACCUGAAGCUGCCUGAAGAGUGGAAUGUGUUAGGGACGGAUCACACAUUGCAUGAUGGUGGCCCUCGGGAAACCCUCAUGCAUUUUGCUGUGCGGCUUGGACUGCUGCGGUUGACAUGGUUCCUGUUACAGAAGCCAGGUGGCCGUGGAGCUCUCAGCAUCCACAACAAGGAAGGGGCAACGCCUGUAAGCCUGGCACUGGAGCGAGGUUAUCACAAGCUUCACCAGCUCCUGACUGAGGAAAAUGCUGGUGAACCAGAUUCCUGGAGCAGUUUAUCCUAUGAAAUCCCUUAUGGAGACUGUUCAGUGAGGCACCAUCGAGAAUUGGACAUCUAUACAUUGACUUCCGAAUCUGAAUCACAUUGUGAACCGCAUGGAGACAGUUGUACUGGACAUAUUUCUAAACUUAUGAAUAUCCAGCAGCAGCUAAUGAAAACAAACUUGAAGCAGAUGGACAAUCUCAUGCCCUUAAUGGUGACAACACAAGAUUCAUCUUGUGUGCCCUGUGUACCAGAGCCUUCUGACCACCAGCAGCUUCCUUUUGAAGAAACUAAGAGCACUGUGUGCUGCCAAGGGAGUCCUGGGAGGAAGGAUGCAAGUCCCUGUGACUUGUCAAGUGUGGUUGAGGAAGAAAAUGUCAUCUGUUCUCAUAAGAAAAAUAAAGAUGCUGGGAGACCAGGGGAAGGGGUGGAGCCAGCGUCUGCCGUGGACUCCAGGUCUGCAUCUCAUCAAGACAGCUGCCUUCAGAGCAUACCCGACUGUGGAGUGAAGGGGAGAGAAGGCCUGCCAUCCUGUGGAAACAGAAACCAAGUAACUGGAACACAAUAUUCUGGAGUUGCCACGUGUCAGCAGCCCCUGAGCAGCGAGAGCAGUGUGCCGCAGGAUGUCCUGGUCACAGAACCAGAUGCGCGCCAGCACUCUUCUGGAAGGGAGCUACCAGACAGUUCUUCAACAGAUGCUGGUGCCCCAGAAAAGGCAGGGGAACUAGAACAUAGCCUACUUACCCCAGAUGCUACCACCCAGAACAGUAAGCCUCAAGUAGGGGAAAGCGCAAAGGAGAGACUUGAGAGUUCCGACGUUAGCACCGCCGAGGCGACUGCUGUUCAAGUUCUACAUGAACCCGAGGAGAAAGCUGACGUUACAAACCAUGUCUUUGCCGCCCGUGCUGUGGGUGCUGACGCUCCUGCUGAGGCUUCACCUGCAUCGAGUCCUGAAGAAAUCCCCCCUGAAAAGACUCAGGAGAGAGGCUGUGAGGGGGGCACCACAAGUGACCAGAGCUCCCAGGCACUUCCUGCUGCUGCUGCUACAGAAGACAAGGUUUUAGAUGGACUAGAACUUGAAACUCUUCCAGCCUGCCCUUGUGAGACAGCAUCAUCCUUGGAUUUAACCGUGUCAGGGCCAAGACCAGAUGGGAUGCCAAAACAAAACUCAGAGUCUAGUGCUCAACAUGCUCAGAGCCUGAAUAGCCAGGCCCCGCUCUGCUCUAGCGCAGGGGCCGGCACGCCCUCUGCUGAGUCUGCGUGUCCGCAGAGCACAGUGACCUCUAGUGGCGGGUCGGUAAUAGAGCAUGGCAGUGGCGAAGCUAGCCUGCCCGAAAGCACAGCAGAGCAGCCAGACAUGCAAGGUCUUUGCACCACCCCCUGCCCAGAAGACCCACAAGCUGACACAGUCACUUCUGACACUGCAACACACAACCAGAAAUCUGUGGGGUCUUGUCAUCUCUGUGCUUUAGAUGCAAAGAACCAAGGAAAAGAUUUGAGACAAGAUACACCCUCAAUGAACAUGCUUGAGGGUGUUCCACAUCUGCCUUCAGUUGUCCCCCAAACUGAGGAAAAACUAGUGCCAUACCAGGUAUCACCUCCAGGCAGCAGUUUCUCUCUGGCAAGCAAUCCAGAGAGUGAAUCAGUAACCAAAGAUGACGUACUUUCUCUCGUCUCCUCCCAGAAAGAAAAGGGAACAGCAACUCCUCAGCUCCAUAGAGCUACAGCUUGUAGCGAUGGCCUAGAUGGAAGAGAUCUGGAUGAUACGGAUAAGGUAGGAGACGGGGCUACCAGCCCACCUACACCCUCUGCUGUAGAGCUUCAGACCAGCAUGGGGAAUACUAGCCCUGUAGGUGUUGGAGAGCAGGAGGGGUCCGGCCUAACAGCAACACUUGAAGUGCUAAGUGACUCCUUGCUACAAAGCGUAGAUAAGGCUGCUUUGGUCUCUGACUCUCUUCUGCCUGAAGAAGGUGGCAGUACAGUGGUUCCAGAAAGUUCCACAGCUCUGGGGCAAGGUGGCAAAGACAAAGCAAUGAAAUGUCCUUCUGUUAAAGAAGAUGUGCAUUCGUCAGAAAUGUCAAGGGAGGACCAGAGAACACCACCUCCUGGGCAGGAGAUAUCAAGAUUGUGUGAAAAACCUAUGUCAGCCCUCUGUGCCGGGGAGAAAGCGCUGCAGCACAGUAACUCGCCAGACACACCCUCUGCCUGUCUGCAAACAGAAACUAAACACAACAAGGAAGUGGCCCCACAGGGCUCCCCGCUGACUGAAGGUGGGGCUGUACAGAACCCAGUGCCACCAAGAACAAGUCUGUCUGCCGGUUCAGAGCAGAGUGGCUCAUCUCUGCUGCCAGGUGGUGCGUCUGAGGCACUCCGCUGUAGUGAGCCUUCGCUCAGUGUCGGCGUGGAGAGCAUUCAGUUCCAAGGGAAAACCAGUGCUUGUAAGGUAAGCAGAAAUGCAAUGGAGGAUGUUACGGUGGCUGCUGCUUUCCUAGCUACUGCUGAGCCCACAAGAGAGGAUUCAUCACACCACGUCAAAGACAUCCCAAUUUCAGACUUGUUAAACCAAGAGAAGAAAACGACUCCAGGUUUGCCAGAAGCUCUACUGGACAAAGGUGUCACUGACUUACAGGAAGUCAUAACCCCAGAGAUAGAACCACUUGAUUGCAAGAGAGAGAAACUGGAGGGAACAGACCUUAGCUGUCCCACAAGUAAAUCCAAAGAGACUCCAAACAAUGAAGAAACAACACAGCCUCCUGCCAGGGACCUCCCCACAGAGACAGGGCUCUCAGCUAUCAAUGACAAUGGCCCCCAAGCUGACAUGAAGCAAGUGACUCAGGCACUGGUCCCAGGAGAGGAAAGUAACGUUACCACUGUACUUGGAAUGGUCUCAACCCAAGCUGCAGAUGGGCCUCCUGGAGCAGACUCCAUAGAGGAGAUCGCCACUAGGAUAGUGGAGGCCGUCAUCAAGCAGAUCAAGGCCUCCAACACACUAAGGACCCAAGUAGAAAUCCAGAAUCCGCCACUGUCCAGUUCAGAGAUUAAGGAGAUAGAGAGCGCUGGUUCAGAGAGUGCACGUGUUUUCCUACCUGGGGAGCCCCUGCAGAUGGAGAAUACUCACAAAGAAACCACUGGACACUGUGGGGUUGAGACAGAGGAACCAGAGAAAAUAAUUCUAGCUGUCCACAGGCCUGAGCCAGCACCAGAAAUGCCGGACACUAAAACUGGAGGUGAAGUGGAUCUUCUGAGUAAGAGCAGCGCUGCUUCUGAGGAGGAGGCUGUAGGAAAUGGAGCUGCCACGCCCAAGAUGAAGCAAGUCCCAGGGACCCAGGCGAUCAACCGAGAAAGCUGGUGUGCCAUAGAGCCCUGCCCUGAAGCAGCAUCUCUCUUAGCUUCCAAGCAGAGCUCAGAAUGCAGAAGCUUCAUAGAUGUCAGACUGGGCACGGAGUGUGCCACAAAAGAAGGCGUGCUCCAGAGAGCGUCAGGGAGUGAUUCUGACCUCUUUCACUCACCCAGUGAUGAAAUGGACAGCAUCAUCUUCUCAAAGCCUGAGGAAGAGCAGUUGCUUUGUGAUACAACAGGAUCCAGUUCUUCAACAGAUGACACAGCUUCCCUGGAUCGACAUUCUUCUCAUGGCAGUGAUGUGUCCCUUCCUCAGACGUCCAAGUUAAACAGGUCCAGAAACCAUCAAAGUUCCAAUGGCUUUUUCAGCCAUGGGGUGAACCCUGAGAGUCGGGAAGGUGAGAGCGAGCCUGCUGGCUCUGGUGAAAUGGAAGAGGAGGAGAUGGACAGCAUCACUGAAGUGCCUGCAAACCGCUCUUUUCUGAGGAACUCCAUGCGCUCUCUUUCUCCUUUCCGGAGGCACAGCUGGGGACCUGGGAAGAAUGCAGCCAGUGAUGCAGAAAUGAACCAGCGGAGUAUGAGCUGGUGUCCCUCUGGUGUGCAGUACUCGGCUGCCCUGAAUGCUGACUUUAAUAUCAGAAGUUUCAGUCUGGAAGGCUUGACAGGAGGAGGUGGUGUUGGAAAUAAGCCAUCCUCAUCUCUAGAAAUAAGCUCUGCAAACUCCAGCGAGCUCAGAAACCCUUUCAGUGGUGAGGAGCAGAGGAGCUCUUUGAUGUCGCUUUCAGAAGAACACCUGGAGCCGGACCAGAGACAGCACCAUAGGAUGUUUGACCAGCAGACAUGUUACAGGUCUAAACAACAGGGAUUUAACUACUGUACAUCAGCUAUUUCUUCUCCAUUGACAAAAUCCAUCUCAUUAAUGACAAUCAGUCAUCCUGGAUUAGACAAUUCACGGCCCUUCCACAGUGCCAGUGCCAACCUGACAGAGAGUAUAACAGAAGAAAACUGUAAUUUCCUGCCUCCAAGCCCCUCAAAAAAGAGUUUUGAAGAAAAGAGUGGGACUAAGGUUAGUCGCACCUUCAGCUACAUCAGGAAUAAAAUGUCCAGCAGCAAGAAGAGCAAAGAAAAGGAAAAAGAGAAAGAUAAAACUAAGGAAAAAGAGAAGGAAUCUAAAGAGAAGGAAAAAGAUAAAAAGACUCUUAACGGGCACACUUUCAGCCCCAUUCCUAUUGUGGGUCCCAUCAACUGCAGCCAGUGCAUGAAGCCUUUCACCAACAAGGACGCCUACACAUGUGCAAGUUGUGGUGCUUUUGUCCACAAAGGCUGCAGAGAAAAUUUAGUCUCCUGUGCAAAGGUCAAAAUGAAGCAGCCGAAGGGGAGCCUCCAGGCACACGAUACAUCAUCGCUGCCCACAGUCAUCAUGAGAAACAAGUCUUCACAGCCCAAGGAGCGCCCUAGGUCUGCAGUCCUCUUGGCUGAAGAGGCCAUUGCUGCACCAAUGUUUACUAACAGAAGGUCCCAGCAGAGUGUCUCCCUCUCUAAAAGUGUCUCCAUACAAAACAUUACUGGAGUUGGCAACGAUGAGAACAUGUCAAACACCUGGAAAUUUCUGUCUCAUUCAACAGACUCACUGAAUAAAAUCUGCAAGGUCAAUGAGUCAACAGAAUCCCUUACUGAUGAGGGAGUAGGUACAGACAUGAAUGAAGGACAGCUGAUGGGAGAUUUUGAAAGCGACUCUAAACAGCUAGAAGCAGAGUCAUGGAGCCGGACAGUGGACAGCAAGUUCCUUAAACAGCAGAAGAAAGAUGUGGUCAAGCGGCAGGAAGUGAUUUACGAGUUGAUGCAGACUGAGUUACAUCACAUCCGCACACUGAAGAUCAUGAGUGACGUGUACAGCCGGGGCAUGAUGACAGAUCUGCUCUUUGAGCAGCAGAUGGUGGAAAAGCUGUUCCCCUGUUUGGAUGAACUGAUCAGUAUCCACAGCCAGUUCUUUCAGAGAAUCCUGGAGCGGAAGAAGGAGUCUCUGGUGGAUAAAAGUGAAAAGAACUUUCUCGUCAAGAGGAUAGGGGAUGUGCUUGUCAGUCAGUUCUCAGGUGAGAAUGCAGAGCGUUUAAAGAAGACAUAUGGCAAGUUCUGUGGACAGCACAACCAGUCUGUCAACUACUUCAAAGACCUGUACACCAAGGAUAAGCGUUUCCAAGCCUUUGUGAAGAAGAAGAUGAGCAGUUCAGUAGUAAGAAGGCUGGGAAUCCCAGAGUGCAUUUUACUUGUAACUCAGAGGAUCACCAAGUACCCAGUUUUAUUCCAAAGGAUACUGCAAUGUACCAAAGACAGUGAAGUGGAGCAGGAAGACCUCACCCAGUCCUUGAGCCUGGUGAAGGAUGUGAUUGGAGCCGUGGACAGCAAAGUGGCAAGUUAUGAGAAGAAAGUGCGUCUCGGUGAGAUUUACACAAAGACAGAUAGCAAGUCGAUCAUGAGAAUGAAGAGUGGGCAGAUGUUCGCCAAGGAGGACCUGAGACGGAAGAAGCUGGUGCGGGACGGAAGUGUGUUUCUGAAGAGCGCAACAGGAAGGCUGAAAGAGGUUCAAGCAGUUCUUCUCACUGAUAUUUUAGUUUUCCUUCAAGAAAAAGACCAGAAAUACGUAUUUGCAUCAUUGGACCACAAGUCAACAGUGAUCUCCUUAAAGAAACUGAUUGUAAGAGAAGUUGCCCAUGAGGAGAAAGGCCUGUUCCUCAUCAGUAUGGGGGUGAAAGAUCCAGAGAUGGUGGAGGUCCAUGCAAGCUCCAGAGAGGAGCGGAAUAGCUGGAUUCAGAUCAUUCAGGAUACAAUCAACUCCUUGAACAGAGAUGAAGAUGAAGGGAUUCCCAGUGAGAAUGAAGAAGAAAAGAGAUUGUUGGAUACCAAAGCCCGGGAGUUAAAAGAACAACUUCAGCAGAAGGACCAGCAGAUCCUCCUCUUGCUGGAAGAGAAGGAGAUGAUUUUCCGGGACAUGACUGAGUGCAGCACUCCCUUGCCUGAGGAUUGCUCCCCAACACACAGCCCGAGAAUGCUCUUCCGCUCCAACACAGAAGAGGCUCUCAAAGGAGGACCACUGAUGAAAAGUGCAAUCAGUGAAGUGGAAAUCCUUCAGGGGUUGGUGAGUGGAAGCCUUGGUGGCACACUUGGGCAGCCCAUCAGCAGCCCUGCUGAGCAGGAAGUCAUGGCUGGGCCCAUUUCUUUGCCCCGGAGAGCAGAGACCUUUGGAGGAUUUGACUGUCAUCAGCUGAAUGCUUCCAAAGGAGGUGAGAAAGAAGAGGGUGAUGAUGGCCAAGAUCUUAGGAGAACAGAAUCUGAUAGUGGCCUGAAAAAGGGUGGAAAUGCUAACCUGGUAUUUAUGCUUAAAAGAAACAGUGAGCAGGUUGUCCAGAGCAUUGUGCACCUCCACGAGCUCCUUAGCAUGCUGCAGGGUGUUGUGCUACAACAAGACAGCUACAUUGAGGACCAGAAGCUGGUGCUGACAGAGAAGGUACUCACAAGGAGUGCAUCCCGCCCCAGCUCUCUCAUUGAGCAGGAGAAGCAGCGGAGCCUGGAGAAGCAGCGCCAGGACCUGGCCAACCUGCAGAAGCAGCAGGCACAGCACCUGGAGGAAAAGCGACGACGUGAACGUGAGUGGGAGGCCCGUGAGCAGGAGCUUCGAGACCGAGAGGCCAAGUUGGCCGAGCGGGAAGAGACAGUCCGUCGUAGGCAGCAGGACCUGGAGAGGGACCGCGAAGAGCUCCAGCAGAAGAAGGGCACUUACCAGUGUGAUCUAGAGAGACUACGGGCUGCCCAGAAACAGCUGGAACGGGAGCAGGAACAACUGAAGAGGGAUGCAGAGCGGCUCAGCCAGAGGCAGAUGGAGCAGGACCUUUGCCAGGUUUCAAAUAAACAUGGCAGGCUGAUGCGGGUCCCGUCCUUCUUGCCCAAUUCGGAUGAGUUCUCCUCGCUGUCUACACCUUCUAUAACCAAAUCAGGCUCACUGGACUCAGAACUCUCAGUGUCUCCUAAAAGGAACAGCAUUUCUCGGACACAGAAAGAUAAGGGGCCUUUCCAUAUACUGAGCUCAGCCAGCCAAACAAAAGUACCAGAGGGGCAGAGCCAGGCCCCGUCCAGCACCUCCACUUCCACCCGACUCUUUGGAUUAUCUAAGCCAAAGGAAAAGAAGGAGAAGAAAAAGAAGAGCAAAGGAAGCCGCACUCAGCCUGGUGGGCAGCCACCUUCCAACCCUGACCUGACAGUGGAGCUGCCGGGGCACUCCUGCUGCCCCUGUGCACAAGUCUCUUACACUGGACGCCCACUGCCCCUCAGCGUCCAGUCCUCCUGA